This is a messenger RNA of Nymphaea colorata (pocket water lily), 3280 nucleotides long. RefSeq names its product homeobox protein BEL1 homolog. The coding region runs from base 1053 to 3101 and encodes 682 amino acids. Gene Ontology annotation, molecular function: RNA polymerase II cis-regulatory region sequence-specific DNA binding; DNA-binding transcription factor activity, RNA polymerase II-specific. Lineage: Eukaryota; Viridiplantae; Streptophyta; Magnoliopsida; Nymphaeales; Nymphaeaceae. Gene Ontology annotation, biological process: regulation of transcription by RNA polymerase II. The transcript is spliced from 4 exons. The record is from RefSeq and is a predicted model, not a curated record.
UAGAAGGCAACUGCUCAGGGGCAUCAUCUCCCACUGCUCACAUCCGACGACUGCUCAGAUCCCAACCUCCCUCUCCAUCUCCACUAUUUCUUUCUCCUCCUUCUCUCUCUCCCUCUCUGCAACAGUAGCAGAGUCUCUCUCUCUCUCCCUCUCUCCCUCUCUCUCUCUGAAUCACACUACUGCCAGAUGUGGAUUCAUGUCACACUGGGCAAAGACUUUUUCUGAAUGCGAGCUUGGGUGGUGUUCAUUACUAGGGAUUCGUGUACCAGAAUCUCCUACUUGGGGAUUGCUCCCCUCAACCUGUUGAGUAAGUUAAAUAAUUUAAGGUGGUACAUGGCAGGUUCUGAUUAGAUGUAAGGGAAAAGAUAGCUCGCUUCCCCUCCCCUCUCUUUCUCUGUCUUCUCUGUUGCAUCUCUGCUUUUUCUACAGGAUACGGCCCUGCAGGACUAAAAUUAUUAGCAGGUCUGCCAGGCCCCAUUUUCCUCUCUCUACCACUGUUUCUCUCUCUGUAGUACAACUUCCACUGCCCACCCAAUCGGAAGAUUUGCUGUGUCGUGUCUUUGAUUUCUUGUUUAGUUUAGUGUAUUGGGGGUGCGCCAAUUUUAAAAGGAGGAGGGAUUGGUGAUGAUUAUUAUAUACACUGCUACAUAUUAUUUUCUUCAGCAGCAAAGGAAAGCAAUAAAAUCUGCAUGUAUCUGCCUACAUGGUGCCAUUUCAUAGGAGUUAGAUCGAAGUGGGGAAUAAGAGCGCAGACCUCCCGCAUCUAGCCGUGGUUGACAUUUGGGUGUCGGUCAAGAUACCCAAGAGACAUGCGCCCUUCCAUUAUCAGAAAUGGAUGGUCCUAGCAUCCUGCCCCCUACCUGCUCCUGGAGUUGCAGAGGGAGAAGCAGGACUGCGGGUCUUGAAGUUGGCCAGAAGCCAUUCAGUUUCUCUUCUUCCUCCACCAAUCUUGUAUCCUCAGAGCUCAGUGACAAACUAGCCUCCUGAACCUCACAAUCAGAAAGAAAUCUCUCUCGUUUUGGUCUCCGUAUCAUACCUUCAAAAUUCCAUCGAUGGGAAUGGAGGAAGGGGUGUUGAUCGAUCGUGGCCUGCGAUUGAGAACGAUUUCGGAGCUCAGCCAUGAGUUUCACCAAGACAAUCAUAGUCAGGGUCUCGGUGACAAGUCAAGAGCGCAGAUCCCAGCUGGCUAUGGUGGCUACUCGGAUUUCACUGCCAUCAUCAAUCCAGGCAUCCCUCAGAUGGUGGGCGAUAGUUUGGAGCAUCCUCAGAUGCUCAACCCCACAGAGAUCUUCAAUCUCCAAACUGGCAUGGAAUUGCUGAGUUUCCCCGCCAAGAACAACUCCUCCUUGAGGUCUUCUGACGUCUUCAAAGGCUUUCUUGCCGUGAACCAGCCACAGGCCAAGGCUGAACAGGGCUCAUCAUCGAAGCCCUCAACCACCACCACCACCACCACCAACAUAGCCUACCAUCAGCAAGAGCUGCCGGGCAGGUACCAAGAGGACCUGGCAAGAGGAUCAUCGGUCACGUCGUUGGAGCUCACCAACCAGGGCCUCAUCAUCAACGGCCAACCGGACUACCACCACCCAGCACAGCAACGUCAGAGUCGCCAUGGCCUCUCCCUUUCCCUCUCUCCGCACAACCCAUCUGAGCUGAGAGUCCAGUCCUUCGAGUCUGCUGCAGCAGACGACCUCAGGUACGGUCUGGCGUACCGCGGUGCCAUCAGCCGGCCAUCCUUUCCUUCUCAGUACCGUCCCUACGAGCUCAAAAACUCCAAGUACCUCCCAGCCGCGCAGGAGCUUCUGUACGAGUUCUGCAACCUCGGAACCAAGCGCCAACCAUCCUCCAACAUAAAAAAGAACAAGAACCCGUCAAUCGAGGAUUCCACUCCCAUCAAUCCCUCCCUCUACGCCGUUGAUUUCCUCGAGCUCCAGAAGCGUAAAUGCAAGCUGGUAGCCAUGCUGGAAGAGGUAGAUAGGAGAUACAAGCAAUACUGCGAGCAGAUGAGAGGGGUGGUGGCGUCUUUCGAGACAGUGGUCGGGCAGGGGGCUGCAGAUGUCUACUCGUCCUUGGCAUCCAGGGCCAUGUCCAAGCACUUCAGGUGCCUGAGGGACGGCAUAGUGGCGCAGAUCAAGGCUACGAAGAAGGUAUUGGGGGAGAAGGAUGCGAUUGCACCGGGCACCACCAAGGGGGAGACCCCAAGACUGAGGCUUCUCGACCAGAGUCUGAGGCAGCAAAAGGCAUAUCAGAACAUGGGUAUGAUGGAGAACCAUCCAUGGAGGCCUCAGAGAGGGUUGCCUGAACGCUCGGUCUCUAUCCUCCGUGCUUGGCUCUUUGAACACUUCCUCCACCCGUAUCCCAGUGAUGUGGAUAAGCAUAUUUUAGCCAGGCAAACGGGAUUAUCUCGAAGCCAGGUAUCUAAUUGGUUCAUAAACGCUCGGGUCAGGCUUUGGAAGCCGAUGGUGGAGGAAAUGUAUCUCGAGGAAGCCAAAGAGAAGGACAAGGGGAGCAUGUGCCAAGACAAGGAAAGAAACCCGAGCCUGCAGCCGCAGCAAGCGACAGAUGAACCACCCCCACCGACACUCCUACGCGAUUCGGACUCUCUCUCUUCCAUCAUCAAUGGGGACGAAGCCAAGAGAAAGGCCAUCAGCUCAACCACCACCUCCGCCACCACCACCGCCACCGCCGCCAACAUCACUGCCAUUAACAACCUCAAGAGCACCAACGAUGGCGUCACCACCGCCAUUGCUCAAAUGAAGAGCCAGCAGCAACAGGCCUUCGGCGCAGUGGAUUCGUACGAUUUCGUUUCCUCGUACCAGAAUGAUAAUUCUUCCUCUUCUCAACGUCAGUAUGCCAACAACGGCGGGGUGUCCCUCACAUUGGGACUGCACCAGCACAACGCUAACGCUAGUGCCUACCAACACCCUCUCUUCUUCCCCAGGGACGGCAGCCACCUUGAUGAGUGCAACCCUCUUCAUUUCUCGGUUCUAGAUGAUGGUGAAGCCGUUCAGGGGAAUUCGGCCUUUGGCCCUCAGUCCUUGUCCACCUCUUACAGGAGCGGCCAUCUUGUUGGUACUCAACUGCUGCAUGAUUUUGUUGGCUAAGAUCGCAUUACCCGCAAUUGGAAGAAGUCCCAGUAGAGAUAGAUACUAGCUUCUUUAACUGUUACUACUACCAUGUAUAUUUUUUAUAUAAAUAUAGUUUUCUUCCUCAUGGGAGGAGGUAAAAAGAGUAUUGUAGCUGUAUACUAUCCAAUUGAAGCAAGACAUUUUGCUUUGCUUUU